Colletotrichum truncatum is the source of this 1602-nucleotide messenger RNA. NCBI's taxonomy places the organism in Eukaryota, Fungi, Ascomycota, Sordariomycetes, Glomerellales, Glomerellaceae. The record is from RefSeq and is a predicted model, not a curated record.
AUGAAGGUCUCCCUUGCCCUCCUUAGCUGCGUGGCAGCCGUUCAAGCCCACUUUGCCUUCAUCCCAAUCCCGCCUCCUCUGAGAAACGAAGAUGAGGAUGGUUCUCUUACCAAGCGCGCGGCGGGUUUCUUCGAACAGCUCAUCGAUCACGAUGCUCCUGAACUGGGAACCUUCCAGCAACGGUACUGGUAUAACGCUACCUAUUGGAAGGGACCUGGCUCGCCGGUCGUCCUCUUCACGCCCGGUGAAGUCGCGGCAGAGGCAUACAGUGGAUACAUCACAGACCGCGCCCUGCCGGGACAGAUUGCCAAGGCUGUCGGUGGUGCUUCCAUCAUAAUUGAACAUCGAAACUGGGGCACUUCCUCACCCUACGCUAUUCAAAACUCCAAGACUCUCCAGCAACACACAAUGGCGAACGCCGUAAAGGACUUGGCCUACUUCGCCCGUACCGUUGAACUUCCUUUCGACACAAACCACAGCAGCAACGCGCCGCAAGCCCCCUGGGUUACCACCGGUGGAUCGUACUCCGGCAUGCUCACCGCUGCCGUCGCCAAGUUGGCCCCUGGAACUCUCUGGGCUUAUCACUCUAGCAGUGCCCCUGUCGAGGCUGUGUACGACUACUGGAGCUAUUUCCUUCCGAUUCAAAAGGGCAUGCCCCAAAACUGCAGUCGGGAUUUUGAACGCAUGAUCGACCACAUCGACAACGUCCUGCUUUCCGGAAAGGAUGAUGAGAUCUACCAGCUCAAGAAGAAGUUUGGCAUGCAGGAUCUUUCACACAACGAUGACUUUGCCAGUGCUCUUGUCGGCCCUCUUGGCCUCUGGCAAUCAAUCCAGCUGGACUCUGGCUACUCUGAUUUCUUCGUCAUGUGUGAUGCAGUCGAAGGUUUCACGGGCAACUUUACAAGAAACGCAACGAGACCCGGCGCGGACGGCGUCGGCCUUCCGAAAGCACUCGACAACUUUGCCAAGUGGUGGACCUCGUCCUACCUCCCGGGGGCUUGCCCGGACUAUGACUCUCGAGCACAGAAUUCCACCGCAAUCGAGGAUUGCUACGGCAGCUAUGAUCCCACAAGCUCGAUAUACACCGACUGGACCGCCCAAAACCCAGUUCGCCCCUGGUACUGGAUGCUUUGCAACGAGCCUUUCUUCUUCUGGCAGGUUGGUGCACCCAAGGACCGUUCUUCUAUCGUCUCUCGCCUCGUCACUCCAGAGUACUACCAGCGCCAAUGCGAUCUCUUCUUCCCCAAGGAGGGAGAGUUCACCUACGCCUCAAACCACGGUAAAACCGCCCAGGACUCGAACAAGGAGACCGGCGGCUGGUUCUUCACCAACACCACUCGCUUGAUCUGGUCGAAUGGUGAAUUUGACCCCUGGCGUUCGGCUUCCGUCUCCAGUGAGCUCCGUCCCGGCGGUCCACUCCAGUCUCGCCCCGGUGCUCCGGUCCACGUCAUCCCUGGCGCCCGCCACUGCAACGACAUGCUUAUGAGAAAUGCCGAGGCAAAUGCUGACCUUAAGGCUGUUAUAGACGCUGAGAUUGAACAGCUGAAGACUUGGGUUGAUGAGUUCUACGGUGGCAAGAACAAGACUAGACGUGGCUUCUAA